UCCACUUCACCCGCUCCUCCUCUCCAUUAUCCACUCGACCCACUCCUCCUCUCCGCCGCUGGCAUCCCCUUCUCCUCCAUCGAUGGCGACGACCUCCCUGGCGACCCACUACUCCAUCGACGGAGAUGGCGAUGGCCUCCUAAGGUAUGAAUCUGCCAACUCCUUCCUGUUCCUCUUCCUAUUGAUUAGAUUAGGGUUCCAUGGCACAUGCUGUUUAGGGUUCGAUUGUAGCCGAAGUAGAUCCACGGGAUCAAGAGGAGGCCUCCACCCUCUGCGUCCACGACACCCUCUGCAGUCGCCGCCCCACCCCCAGAGAAGUGAGAUGGCUGGCAUGGAAGGUUUUGAGUUCUUCGAGAUCGUAAUGGAGAAAUCUUGCAGUAGGCAGAGGCUGCCUCACAAGUUUGUGAAGAUGCUCGCCGGUCGUGAGCCCCACAAAGUGAAGCUGCGGGAGGCCGGUAGCAGGCGUCGCAGGCUAUGGGACGUGGUGGUGGUGUUCGACGGCGAAGGCCACAUGUACUUAGGGAUCGGCUGGGAGCAUUUCACCCACGCCCAUGAGCUGCAUCUUGGGCACCUCCUUGUCUUCCGCUACGAUGGCGACGCCAUGUUCACCGUGAAGAUGUUCGACAACACCAUGUGUUGCAUGUACUACCAGCACGAUGACGAUGCCAGCAAUGGGAGCAGCAGCGGGGAUGAUGAGGAGCAGAGUGGGAAAGAAGAGGAGCAGAGCAGGGAUGACGAGGAGCAGAGCGGGGAUGACGAGGAGUAGAGCAGGAAGGUGCAGCCUAUUCUGGCUGAUGACGACCUUGCUAUGGUGGUGGCUGACGACGACCCUGCUAUGGUGGUGGCUGACGACGAACUCGCGAUUGUGGUGCCUGACGCUGACUUCGCGAUGGUGGUGCCUAACGAUGACCUCGCGAUGGUAGUGGCGCAGGCAAUUCCACAGCUGGGCGAUAGGACCAUGCCAAUUAUGGUAGAGGAGUACAUCCGUGUCGGCAUUCGCCACUCUGAGCGCAUCAGGAGGAUGAAGGAGAAUAAGGAGAAGAACGAGUGAAGAUAUUAAGAAAUCAAGUGGGACUGUUAAGUGGCAAUGCCAAGCUUAGUUUGAAUUUUGUGCAUGCUUAUGGAUGCUUAAGUAUGAAUAUACAGUUUCUUAAUUAUGAAUAUUCAGUUUGGUAAUUGAUGGGAAUUGAUAUUUU
Molecule: messenger RNA, 1196 nt
Organism: Triticum aestivum (bread wheat)
Lineage: Eukaryota; Viridiplantae; Streptophyta; Magnoliopsida; Poales; Poaceae
Product: B3 domain-containing protein Os03g0212300-like
Exons: 4
Coding region: 83-766 (227 amino acids)
Molecular function (GO): DNA binding
Source: RefSeq, a predicted model, not a curated record